AUGUUUUACACCAUCAAACACACCGGUGAAGUAGCAAGUAGCAACCCUAUGGAGAAGGAACACAUUCUCCUGCUCAUAAUCUUCUGUUUCUCUUUCUUUGUACUGAAACCCAUCGCCGGAGCCGACACCGACUGCUUGCCGUCCUCCUGCGGCCCCAACGAACCAGAAGUACGGUUCCCGUUCCGUAUCUCCGGCCGGCAACCGGCCCGAUGCGGUUUCCCUGGUUUCAAUCUCUCCUGUGACCAACAAAACCGAACAAUCAUCCGACUUCCGUCAUCCCUCUCAUACAUAGUCAACAGUAUUUCCUACUUUUCACAGGUCAUCUCCAUAGAUCCGGAAUUCUGCCGGCCAAAUCGAAUUGCCGAUGUCGAUAUAGCCAACACGCCAUUCAGUUACAGUACCUUUUGGAGACAGAGCUACACUUUUUACAACUGCUCCUUACAGUUACAGAGCUUCGAUCAAACGUAUUAUGGCUUUCCAUUCCGUUGCCUGAGCACCGAAAAUUACUCUGUAAUCGCUUCUACUGGUUCCAUGCCUUCAAAUUGUAAGGUUUUGAAGACGAUCGUGGUGCCAGUUCGAUCAAACAGCGACUUUAGAUAUGAAUUGCAGUUGAUGUGGUUCACUCCGUAUUGCGGAUCUUGUGAAAGGGAAGGUAAAGCUUGUGGAUUGAAGAGCGAUGAUGGACAGACAAUUUGCGUUAGUCCUUCCCGCGGUAUUCCAAGGAGUGCUAAAUACGGAUUAAGCAUAGGCAUCGGUGUACCUGCCUUAAUAAGCAUCAUUUGGCUUAUAUGCUAUGCAUCAGCAAGAGCACAAGCCCAAAACGAAUCUCAUAACCAAAGCAUUGACAUUAACUCAAUCGCAAUCAUCCCACGAUUGGCCUCAAGAACAGGCUUAGAUGGGCCUACAAUCGAGUCCUACACUAAAACCAUUAUUGGAGAGAGUGGUAGAUUGUCUAACGAUGAUGCUACUUGUGCUAUAUGUCUUUCUGAUUACAAACCUAAAGAGUCAUUGAGGACAAUCCCAGAAUGUAAUCACUAUUUCCAUUCUGAUUGCAUUGACGAGUGGCUUAAGUUGAAUGCGACCUGUCCAGUGUGUAGGAAUACACCAGAAAGUUCGGCACUAGUUACACCUUGUUCUUCGGCAUCAUCGAGAUUGAGUUCGGUAGAUUCAUCGUAGAUAAAAAAAAAAUCGAAAAUAAAUAUUGAAUUUUGAUAACAUUUACA
Lactuca virosa is the source of this 1223-nucleotide messenger RNA. The record is from the annotation of a GenBank genome assembly. Lineage: Eukaryota; Viridiplantae; Streptophyta; Magnoliopsida; Asterales; Asteraceae.